Messenger RNA from Eucalyptus grandis, 9034 nucleotides. RefSeq lists its product as uncharacterized. The transcript has 14 exons. The coding region runs from base 52 to 6858 and encodes 2268 amino acids. Lineage: Eukaryota; Viridiplantae; Streptophyta; Magnoliopsida; Myrtales; Myrtaceae. Gene Ontology annotation, molecular function: ADP binding. The record is from RefSeq and is a predicted model, not a curated record.
UCUGUCGUUGGUAUUGGAUGGGAUCUCUUGAAGAGCUAUGUAGUUGUUCCCAUGGAACGUGGAUUCGGAUACGUGAUCUCCUCCAAGAGAUUCACCAACCGUCUUCGGAGGGAAGCCCAGAAUCUGGCGAACGAAGUUCAGAGGGUCGGGGCUCUUGAGGAACAGGCCAGAAGCAAUGUUCGGGAAUUUAACGUUGUCUUCAUGAGUUGGAAGCGAAGUGCUGACGAGGGCUUGGCAGAGGCGCGAGAUCUGUUGGACGACUUCGAAAAGGCGCCCAAGACUUGCUGCUACGGGACUCUUCCCGACCCCAAAUCUCGCUACCGGUUCAGCGGGAAGGCGGAGGAGAAGAUCGAGAUCAUUAAGCAACUCACCCAAAACUGCAUCAGAUUCAGGGCAUUGGACGACAUUUGCUUCAUCGAUUCUGCUUCGGGAAAUGUCGCUGCUCUGACUUCUGCCGGGAGAGAAGGCAAAGGUGUUGUCCGGCCGAUCGCUGCAACGGCCUCCACUUCUUCUGCCUCGACGUCGACUAAGCUUGGGGAUGACGGCGUCUUUGAAUCCAGAGCUUUGAUAACGCAAAACAUCAUGGACGCUCUCGCCAAUAACAGCAAUAGUGUGGUCGGGGUUCACGGGAUGGGCGGAGUCGGCAAGUCCACCCUCUUGGUGGAUGUCGAAAGGAGAAUAAAGAAAGAGAAGUUGUUUGAUCUGGUCGCUAAAGCCACCGUGUCGGUAAAUCCAGACAUCAAGACAAUUCAAGGAGAUAUUGCGGACGCCUUGGGCCUUACUGACAUAAAGAACAAAGAGACCAUCGAAGCGCGAGCAAAACUUCUGCACAGGAGGUUGAAAGAAGAGGAGGGGAAGAACAAGAAGGUCCUCAUAAUACUAGACAACCUAUGGAAGUGUCUCAACUUAGAAUCAGUCGGCAUUCCUUGCAGAUAUGACAAUAAAGUCGUAGGAUGCAAGUUGCUGUUGACGUCAAGAGAUCGUGAUGUUUUACAAACUGAAAUGGGGUGCGACAAGGACUUCCCCCUUGGUGAGCUGAAGGAGGAAGAGGCGAAAAGAUUGUUUGAGGAGCUGGUGGGAGACAAGGUUCAUGAUGACGACUUCAAACCCUUGGUGGAUAAAGCACUCCUCAAAUGUGCAGGUUUUCCUUUCCUGAUUGUCAAUAUGGCAAAAUAUUUCAGACAUGCUAGUUUAUCUGAAUGGGAGAUUGCUUUGAAUCAAAUCAAAUUGUCUAAAAACAAAAGAUUUGGUGAGGCGAUAAAUAACAUGUUGCAAUUGAGUUAUGAUCAUUUAAAAGAUGCCGAGAAGUCAUUAUUAGCACUCUGUGUUGCUUAUGGCACCUCGAAGCCCUCUUUUGAAAACUUGGUGAGGUACGGGGUGGGUUUGAGGCUAUUUCAGGAAGCUGAUAACAUGGAAGAAGCUAGAGAGAGUUUGAGAUUAGGGAUUCGUACUCUUCAAGCGUCCUCCCUAUUGUUAGAGGACGGAGACACAUAUGGUUUCAAGAUACAUGACUUGGUUCAUGAGUUUGUUGCCUCAGUCUCUUCAAGAGACCACCCUAUUCUCGUGUUGAAAGAUAAAGAUAAGUCGAUAACAGAGUUGCCGAAGGACAAGCUCAAAAGUUGUAGGGCAUUAUGCCUUCCAUACGUCGACAUGCAGGAGCUUCCCCAAGAGUUAGAUUGCUCUGAAUUACGGAUCUUUUUGUUGUUCACAAACAACAGAUCUCUUAAGGUCCCAUUUUCAUUAUUUCACUCCAUGAGGAAACUCACGGUAUUAAAUCUCUCGGGGAUAUGUCUCACUUGCUCCUCUUCGUCGCCGUUUCAGUUUUUGGAGAACUUACACACUCUAUGUCUUGAUGGUUGUUCGUUAGAUAAUGUAGCCAUUCUUGGUGAGCUAAAAGGGCUACAUAUUCUCAGUUUUGUGAAUUGCAAUAUUUAUCGAUUGCCAAGAGAAAUUGGGCAACUGACAGAGCUUAAGUUGUUAGACUUGAACCAUUGUCUAAAACUUGAGAUAAUUGAACCAAGUGUACUUCAAAGCUUGAUCAAGUUGGAGGAGUUGUACAUGCAAAAUAGCUUUGCUCAAUGGAAUACCAUGGAGCAAACUCCACCAACUAAUGCCAGUCUAAUUGAGUUGAAUCACAUGAAGAAUCUCCGCACUCUGCAUGUUUCCAUUCCUAAUCUGAGUGUGCUUCCAGAGGAUCUAAAUGUCGAGAACUUAACCAAGUAUGAAAUCCGAAUAGGUAAUGCGUGGGGUUGGUCGAGAAAGUUCAAAGGAUCCAAGACAUUGGAGCUCAAGUCGGAUCCACUCGGCAAUAUCCUACAUAAAGGAUGCAUUCAAAGUAUUUUAGGCAAAACUGACAAUCUGCUUUUGGAGCAAUUGCAUAGAAAUGAGCAAAGUAUUUGCGUGUUAUCCCAAAAAGGUUUUCCAGAAUUAAAGCAUCUACAAGUCAAGAAUAGUCCCUCUAUCCAUUACAUCCUCCAAUCACCAUCCCAUAUACAUUUUAAGAUGUUGGAGUCAUUAUUUCUCAAGAAUCUCAUCAACUUGGAGAUGAUAUGCCACAGCCAUAUCUCCUCCAAGUCCUUUAGUACAUUAAAAGUAGUAAAAGUCAACAGUUGUGACAAAAUGGAAGUGUUGUUUCCUCUUUCGGUGGUGAGAGAGCUUCCACGAUUAGAAGAGAUCAAAGUGGUCGGUUGCAAGUUAAUACGCACAAUUAUAGAAGCUGAUGAUUGUCACAAAUUUGAGUUGCAUAAUUUGCAUGUAUUGAAAUUGCGUGACUUGCCAAAUAUCAAGAACUUUUUCAACGUGAGGUCAACUCUUUCGAGUAGUACAUCAGACGACCACGUUAGCACUCAAAUUGCAUUCUUCAAUGGGCGACAGGUUUCAAUCCCAUCCUUGGAGUCCUUGACAAUGGAAGGACUUCCCAACCUAAAAGAGAUAUGGAGCGAUGAAUCUCCAUUGGAACUAAGCAAUCUCCAAUCUCUCAUAGUGGUGCAGUGUGAAUCUCUCUUGACGGUUAUUAGCUCUGAGUCGUUGUCGAAACUAGACAAGUUACACACUUUAAUUAUCAGAGACUGCGUUUCGGUGCAAGAAAUUUUUGACCUUGAUGGACAAAGUGGUAGUGGAAAUGUUGAGACUCUCUCUCAAUUAACCAUUUUGAAAUUAAGUAACAUGAGGAGCUUGAGGUGCAUAUGGAACAAGAAUCCUCGUGGAAUAGUGAGUUUCCAUAUUUUAAAGGAGUUGGAGGUGGAUGAAUGUAACAACCUUAGGUUUAUCUUUUUCCCAUCCAUGGUUAAAUCUCUCGCACAAGUGAGAGAUCUAAGGGUAGAGGAUUGCAAGAAGAUGGAGGCAAUCAUUAUGGAGGAAGAAGGAUUUGGAAUGGAAACAUCGGAAACUCUAGCACUCCCGAUGUUAACCAACUUAAACUUGAAAUACUUGGAAAGUUUGAAGUGCUUCUCUCAUAGAAAGUGUUCACUAGAAGCUCCAAGUCAAGACCGGGUCCAAUCACACUCCCCUACACUCUUCAAUCGAGAGGUUGCCUUUCCUAGCUUGGAGACAUUAGAUAUCAAGGCCAUGAAUAUCGAGAAGAUAUGGGACAAUCAAGUUGCUGUGGAUUCUUUCCAUAAUCUAAAAUCCCUUUGUGUGGAUGGAUGCAAUAAGCUAGCGAACCUUGUUCCUUCUUGCAUUCUAGGACAACUCUUGAGCCUUGAAAGUUUGGAGGCAACAAAGUGUGGUGCCCUUGAAGUUGUUUUCAAACUUCAGCCACCGAAUACUCCAGAUGGACAUAUUAUUGCUCUUCCGUUAAAAGAGCUUACGGUAUCAAGCUUACCAAAGUUAAAGUGUUUAUGGGAUAAGGAACUCCACCAUCAAGUUAAAUUUCAGCGUCUACAUUCUAUUAGCAUUUUUAGAUGCAAGAACCUCACCUCUCUAUUUCCAGUUUCAGUAGCCAAAGAUCUAACGCAACUUGAGGAGCUAGAGAUUGAUGAAUGUGGCAUUGUGGAACUCAUCGAGAAGGAAGAAGGACUAGUUCCUGAGAUUGUGUUCCCAAAAUUAAUCUCCCUCAAGCUUGAGGAUCUAAGAGAGUUGAAGUGCAUCUACACUGGAAAACAUAUUUCCUAUUGGCCAGCGUUGAAAACCUUGAAGGUGAAUGGCUGUUAUAAAGUGGAGAUACUUGCAUCGCACCCUAAGAAUGAGAUGCCACUUGAUAAACAGGCUCUCUUCCUAAUAGAAAAGGUUGCAUUUCCUAGCUUGGAGGCAUUAAAUAUUGCUAGCUUGGAUAACAUCGAGAUGAUAUGGGACAAUCAAGUUGCCGCAAAUUCUUUCCCUAAGCUAAAAUCGCUUCGUGUGGAUAGAUGCAAUAAGCUGGUCAACAUUGUUUGUUCUUUCAUUCUAAGACGGCUCUUGAGCCUGGAAAGAUUGGAUGCAAGAAGAUGUGGUUCGCUUGAAGUUGUUUUUGAACUUCAACCACUGAACCAUCUAGAUAGAAAUCCUAUUGCUCUUCCAUUAAAAGAGCUGACGGUCUCAGAAUUACCAAAGCUAAAGUGUGUAUGGGAUAAGGAACUCCACUGUCAAGUUAAGUUCCAAGGUCUACGUUCUAUUAGCGUUUCUAGAUGCGAGAGCCUUGCUUCUCUGUUUCCAACCUCAGUAGCCAAAGAUCUCAUGCAACUUGAGGAGUUGAAGAUCGAUGAAUGUGGCAUUGCAGAAAUCAUCGAAAAGGAAGAUGGACUAGUUCCCAGGUUUGUAUUCGCAAAGUUAACCUCUCUUGAGCUUAAUUAUCUGGGAGAGUUGAAGUGCCUCUACGUUGGAACACAUACUUCCCAUUGGCCGGUAUUGAAGAGCUUGAAGGUGCAUGGUUGUGACAAAGUGGAGAUACUUGCAUCGCACCUUGAGAAUGAGAUGCCAAUUGAUAAACAGGCUCUCUUCUUGAUAGAAAAGGGCGCAUUCCCUAAUCUCCAAGAGUUAAAAUUGGAUUUAUCAGAACGGAUGGAGAUAUGGCAUGGGCAUUUUCAUGAUGGAGAAUUCUUUUGCAAGCUUAGUUUGCUUAAGCUUUGUCAUCUCUCCCAGGAUUCUUCAAUAUCCACAUGUUGCUUCAUUGAGAGUUUAACCAACUUGGAAGAGCUUGUUGUUUGUGAAUCUUAUCGAGAAGACCCAAGCAUCAAUGAGGAAGCCAUAGAAGGCAGGAGUCAUGAGAUGAAAGUAAUAUUGCCCUUUCCAAGAUAUAUUCGACAUCUGCAAACUCUUGAUGUGUCACAUUGUGAUGGGUUAUCAAAAAUGUUCACACCGACAAUUGCUGAAAAUUUGGUGGCACUCACAAAAUUGAGGAUAAGUAAUUGUAGAAUAUUGACAGAAGUCAUUAAUGAUGAGAAAGGUGGGGAUGGCCGUGUGGUGGCUUUCAAUCAACUGAAGUAUAUGGAGCUUGAUGGGUUGAUAGGGUUGAGAAGUUUUAGCUUAGGUGGAUACACUUUGAUGUUCCCGCUCUUGGAAGAUAUCAUUGUGACUAGAUGUCCCAACAUGAAGUUUUUCUCUCAAGGACCGAUGGAGGCAUCAAAGUUAAAGAGAAUUCAAGUAUCAAGGAAAGCGUGGUUUUGGGCAGGAAACCUCAACAUCACCAUCCAGAAUAUGUUUGAAGAAAUGGGCACGUUUGUUGGAGUAGAGAAAAUGCUACUAUCUGAGUUCCCUGGGUUGAUUGGAAAAUGGCACAACGGACUUAAUCCCAUCAAGUCGUGUUGGCAACUAAAAUCAAUGGUGGUAGAUAAAUGUCCGUCAUUUAUUAAUGCUAUUCCAUCUAGAUUGAUGCUGGUCUUAGACAAUUUGAGCUUUUUGCAAGUGCGCGAUUGCAAGUUGCUUGAAGAAAUAUUUGAUUUGGAAGGGCUGGAGGCUGUGGAAAGCACUCAAGUACUGCCUAAGCUACAAGAAUUGAACUUGGCCAAUCUACCAAAAUUGAGGCAACUGUGGAACAAAGAUCUUCAAGAAUCGAUACGCUUUGAUUCUUUGACUACUCUCAUCCUUUAUAAUUGUAGUAACUUGGGACAUGCUUUUACUUCAUCAAUGGCUCAAUGCCUUGCCAAUCUUGAAUGGAUGGAAAUAAAGGAGUGUGGUCAAAUGGAAGAGGUGAUCGUAGAAGAAGAAGGGCAUGGAAGCGCAGUGGAGAAGAUUACAUUCCCAAAGCUCUGGUGGAUGAAAUUGGAAUGCUUACCCAAUUUGACUUGUUUCCUCUCGAGAAAAAAUCAUACACUAGAAUGCCCCAAAUUAUCAAUACUGAGCAUUACCCAUUGCCCCAAGAUGAGAAGUUUGACUGGGCAAUCUCGAAUGGAGAAUGACCAUGGCACCCCUGCAUUUUUCACUUCCCAGGUACAAUUUCCUCAACUUAUGCAGAUGGAUCUUUCCCACAUGGACAAUUUAAGCAAAAUAUGGACUGACGGUCCUCUAGAAACUCUGACUUUUGAUUGUUUAUGGAAAGUGAAGGUUCUGAAUUGUAAGAGCCUUGAAAAUUUGUUUCCAUAUUGGGUGGCUACAAGUUUAACCCAACUUGAAAAACUUAAAGUGAAGUCUUGUGAGAUCGAGGAAAUAGUCGCUAGUGGGGAUGACACUCCACGCUCCAAUACUACUCAAGAUCUUUUCCCAAAACUAACCUCUCUGGUGUUACAUGACAUGCCACGACUCAAGAGCUUUUGUCCUAACUUGCCUUUGAAUUUGCCAUUAUUGGAGGAAUUACGAGUGACUCAUUGUGAAAAACUGAGCAUGUUAUCCUUUGUGGCAUCCAUGAACAAAUGGGCUCAAAGAGAUGAUCAACAAGACCUUUCGAUCAAGAAGCACACUCUUCAUUUGAGAGGGACUUUCCCAACUUGGAGAGACUUUUAUUAGUCGAUAACAAUAUUCAGAUGAUACAAGAUGGAAAUUUUUCGGAUUACAUGUUUAGCAAGCUAAAAGCACUAACACUAGCAUGCUUUCAUGAUAAAAAGGCUACCUUUCCUUCCAUAUUCCUCCUAGAGAGAUUUCAGAAUUUACAAAGCCUUGAAGUCUUCGUAGCUCCUUUGAAGAUUUAUUCCCGAACGAAGGGCUUGUUGAAGAAAGGAAACAUCCGGUGCUUGAAAAUUUAAGAGAACUUAAGUUGAACAAGCUACACAACUUAAAGUGUGUGUGGAGAGAAAACUCUUUAGUGUCGAAAAUUCUUCAGAGCAUCAAAAAAUUUCAGGUUUGGGAUUGUCCCUGUUUGACAACAAUAUUUCCAACUGAGACAUCCUUCCAGAAUCUGACAAAUUUAGUGGUGAAGAAUUCCUCUGGAUUGGUACAUUUAGUAAUGACUUCGGUAGUCACAAAUUUGGUACAUCUCAUUUAUAUGACUAUAAUAGGAUGUGAAAGAAUGAAAGAAGUAGUGGCCGAUGAUGGAAACAGAGAAGGAAAAGUGAUUUCUUUUGAAAAGCUAAGUCGGUUGACACUUGAACAUCUGCCAAACUUAGAAUGCUUCUCUUCCAUCCCAAGUUGCAUCUUUAGGUUCCCAUCCUUAUGGAUUAUUGAAGUGGAAGAGUGUCCAAAAAUGAAGACCUUUUCUAAGGGUACACUAAGCACACCAAAACUAGAUGAUGUGACACUGUUCAGAUACAAGUGGGAAGGGAAUUGGGAGAAGGGUGAUGAUCUCAAUACAACCAUACAGAAGUUAGCAGCAUAAAUCAAUGCACAUAGAAUUGUAGGAAGCAAAGCGGGUCUCUCCUUCUCCUUCUCUUCUUCUUGACGCCAAAGGCUCUUUCUCCAUCUUUCUUCUUCUUCUUCUUCCUCCGUGGAGCGAAAUUGGGGGAAGCCUCUGCUGCCUUCACAAAGGACGGAGCAAAAAUGAAGCAUCAGGAAUUGCCAGGACUGCGAGAAGCGAAGCUGCAAUUAGCGGAGCGGAGCCAAGUAGAUUCAACCAGACGCUGUCGUUGUCGCCGUCGUCGCCGCCGGAGGUGGCACCACCGAGUCUGGACAGUUAGUCGUCCACUCACUUCAUCAAAGAAGAUGAAGAUCACACUCUCUCUCCGCAUCAGUAUCCGACAAAUGGCUGGUCCAAACAUUCGAGCAGAUUGAGGCAUCCGGAGCUGGCUUUUUAUGGUCCCAUGCGCCCAAGGCCUCUCACUGCUUUUACAUCGGCCAACAAAUUUCAAAUGGAGCAUCCCUUUUCCAAAGGUGGUGAUGAGGCCUUCUUAUGUUAAGUUUGGCUUGGUGUAAAGAAGAUUGCUUUUGUUCAUUGACUAAGAGGAUGUGGUGAGACAAUCAGUGUUAGCAACUCCUGAAGCGUUAUCAUGAGAGUUCAAAAAUUGUGUACACCAUUGUAGAGUCUAUGAGCACUGUAUCGUGAUAUUUUAACCUCAAAUUGCAAGUUGGGAUUGAAGACUUCUAUUUGUCAGUUAACACUGUUAAUUGAAUUUACUGAAACUAGUAAAUACGAGCAUAUAUUAACAUUUUGUUUGCCUUGUCUUUUUAUUGUUUGUUUGUAUUUAAUCUUUUCCUCAUCAUGCUACAUUGGCGGAGUGUUCCUUGUGAAUUCAUAAAGAAGUACAUUCAGAAGAACCAUUAGAUUGCUACUCUUAGGUAUUUGAACAAAUCAUGACCAGUGCAACUCAAGACCUAUCAACACCAUUUUUUAGCAAACAUCUCUGUGGUUGGCCCAUGUUUGUGAGACAAGCUUAUCUGGAUGAAGGGGAUGUCUGCGUGUUUGAGCUCAUUGAUAUGGAUGAUUUUAUGGUCAAAGGCUCCAUCUCCAAUUAUGCUUGUCAGAACAGACAAGUCUGAAUGUCCAGUGAGCCCUCCUAAGAAAUUUUUCAUGAUUCCAAGUGUUCGAGGCCUCUCACUGCCCUUGAGAAAGCUAGAGAAUUCAAAUUGGAGUAUCCCUUUUCCAGACAGUGAUGUGGCCAUCUUUUCUUAAGAAAGAAGUGGUGGCUGCCUAGGCUUGGGAAGAAGAGGUGACACGAAAUGUCCAGCUUAAGCCAUAGCUACUGCAACAGGCCUAGGCUUGGCAUGACUGAGCUCACUGCAACAGCAUGGCAACACUAGUCAGAUAUUGCUC